GUAUAUUUGCUUUUCACAUUUGUUCAAAGUUAUGUUACAGUAAUUUACAAUAGUCAUGCUUUUGGCCCAUGCACUUUAAAAGGAUAUUUUCAUUGUGUUCAGGUAUGCAGGCUCAGAUUACUUGAGACUUUAAGUGAUGCAAAAUUAUGCUAAUAGACUGGAAUACAGUUUGUGUAACAUUUCACCAUGGACAAUUUAUCACUACAAACAGUACAUAGAUAUCCAUUUAGCUAGAUCAAAAAGUAUUUGAUACAUAUUGGAGUUUUAUCUCUUGUAAAAAGGCAAAACUAGAAAUGCAUUAUUUUUUAGAAAUAUAUUUUGCUGUUGAUGACAUUGUAUGAUAUGUUGAAUUUGAAAUCUCAGACCGAGCUCCGACACAUGGAACACAACGCCUGUAAGUGCCAUGGAUUUGGGAGAAAGGCAUAUUAUCAUGUAAACACUGGAAAUAAAAUGAACUUUAUGAAAACAUUGUCUGUCUGAAAACACUGUCAUACAUCUUAAUGACCUAAGGUUACAUUCCAGUUUAUUUAAAGCUGAGCCUCAGAACACAUGUUCUCAAACAUACCUAAAUCGCAGUUGUAUGCCAUCCACGGAGAAUGAGAAUUCGUUUGUACGCAAAUCCGAUGGAAAAAAAAAACAUCAUACCAUGUGUUCGACUGUGCACGCCCCUCGCUGUGACAGAAAGACGAUGUGCAAAGCUGCAUGCUGAGCCACAGUGGCUGCCUUGGUUGAGCUAGUGCUGUCACAUCUGUCACUAUGCGCCGAGAAAUUGAAAACUGAAGUAAUUGCGACCGAUUUGUUAGACAGCAUUUUUGACACGCAAACGAAUAGUUUUCUUGUUGGAGUUGUAUCCAAUGCAGUAUUCCACGUUGUGUUGAGGAAAUGAAGGCAGUUGUCCUCGUGACAAUUAUAUUUUGGUUAUUCAGCAAGUGUGCAGCUGACAAAAAGUACUGCUGGUACUUUGAAGGAGGUUAUCCCAUCUAUUUUAUAUGCAGGUCUUAUGAGGACUGCUGUGAUACCCAGUGCUGUGUGCGAGCCCUUUCCAUCCAGAAAAUCUGGUACUUCUGGCUGCUGUUACUGCUGGCCAUCUUGUUCUGUUGUGGAGUUGGCUACCUGUUCCGCAGACGCAUAUAUGCCUCGGCCAUUCCCGAUGAGGCCGCUUUCGACGUGUCCUUCACCAGACAUCCCGUCACAGCAACAGGCCAGUACCCAACCCGUGCUCACACAUCUAGAUGAUGCAUUGCAGAAAACAGAAUCAUUGGAUAUAUAUUCCUCAACAUCAGUGUGCUGUGUCAAACAUGUAGACCGUCUUGCUGAUUUCCUAAGCCUUGAACAAAACGACAGAGUAUUAAGAGUGAACAAAUCAGCUUGUGCACAGCUGGACCAGGAUUUGAGUCACUCUCUGAAUCAGUCGCCCUGCACUUCACCUUUCAGUUUCAAGUCACUUCAUUGACAUUCACGACUCCUUGUUCAUCCACAGUCCAGAGACUCCUUCUACCCCAGACUUCCAUUCAGCAUUCUAUUAAAGUCCACAUUUACUUCCACUCCACCCCUCACAAGUCCAUUACUUUUCCCUUUACACUUCACUGGUUAUGUUUUCAUUGCCUUCUGCCUCGGACCUAAUGUGUCGCAACUAACGUAGAAGAACCUCAAAAGACAUCCCAUUUCCCUUACAUUAGCGAUGGCAUACUGACAAUAAUGUGCAAAGCGCUGCACCCGUCUACGCUGCGUAUUAAAAGCAUGUUUUGCCAUACACAUGAUGUAUUGACUCUGUGAUGUUUUGUUGACGGUGCAUUUUUUUCUC
Clupea harengus (Atlantic herring) is the source of this 1804-nucleotide messenger RNA. It is a transcript of the gene vopp1a, whose product is annotated as Vesicular, overexpressed in cancer, prosurvival protein 1-like. Lineage: Eukaryota; Metazoa; Chordata; Actinopteri; Clupeiformes; Clupeidae. The record is from RefSeq and is a predicted model, not a curated record. Bases 883 to 1236 code for a protein of 117 amino acids. Gene Ontology annotation, cellular component: cytoplasmic vesicle membrane. The transcript is spliced from 4 exons.